Messenger RNA from Salvelinus sp. IW2-2015, 944 nucleotides. RefSeq names its product ADP-ribosylation factor-like protein 8A. The record is from RefSeq and is a predicted model, not a curated record. Gene Ontology annotation, biological process: protein transport; anterograde axonal transport. Lineage: Eukaryota; Metazoa; Chordata; Actinopteri; Salmoniformes; Salmonidae. Gene Ontology annotation, molecular function: GTP binding; GTPase activity. Gene Ontology annotation, cellular component: lysosomal membrane.
GAGUGACUCGUUUUUACACCUCAGUGAUCGCAACUGCAGCUACUCAUACUUGCUCCUUUCAUCAAAGCGCCCCUUUCCGCGCAUUGUUUCGUGGAUCAGCUGUGCAUGGAUCUAAAACCCCACCCGAUUAGGAAGGAAAGAAGGAAAAAAAAAGCAAUAAUGACCGCAAGAAAAUAAGAGGCUUUAAAAACAAUUAACAUUCUGUAAGGCGUAAAAUCAAAACACCGCCGUUUAUAUUGCGAUCCUUGAGGACUGAAACGGGUUACAUCUUCGCAUUCCUCCCAUUUGAUCGCAGCGGCGGUGAAGACAUUCAGUCAGUUGAUAUUUUGCUACCCUAGCCACUCUCUCAAGAUGAUAGCCCUUUUUAACAAGCUGUUGGACUGGUUUAAACAGUUAUUUUGGAAGGAGGAGAUGGAGUUGACACUGGUCGGUCUGCAGUAUUCGGGGAAAACCACCUUCGUCAACGUAAUAGCGUCAGGGCAGUUCAGUGAGGACAUGAUUCCUACAGUGGGCUUCAACAUGAGGAAGAUCACCAAGGGCAACGUCACCAUUAAGCUGUGGGAUAUCGGGGGUCAGCCUCGAUUCCGGAGCAUGUGGGAGAGAUACUGCAGAGGAGUCAGUGCCAUUGUUUACAUGGUCGAUGCUGCAGACCCAGAGAAYAUUGAGGCCUCGAAGAAUGAACUGCACAACCUCCUAGACAAACCCCAGCUACAGGGGAUCCCAGUACUGGUUUUGGGGAACAAAAGAGAUAUUACGGGUGCCUUGGAUGAGAAGGAGCUGAUUGAAAGGAUGAACCUGUCAGCCAUCCAGGACAGAGAGAUCUGCUGUUACUCAAUCUCCUGCAAGGAAAAAGACAACAUUGACAUCACACUACAGUGGCUGAUCCAGCAUUCCAGAACCGGAGGACAAACAUGAGGCCUCAACUUACUGGAUGACCCGCCCCU